This is a messenger RNA of Corapipo altera (White-ruffed manakin), 618 nucleotides long. Its product is annotated as transmembrane protein 209-like. The record is from RefSeq and is a predicted model, not a curated record. Gene Ontology annotation, cellular component: membrane. The annotation marks the transcript as partial. The transcript is spliced from 4 exons. NCBI's taxonomy places the organism in Eukaryota, Metazoa, Chordata, Aves, Passeriformes, Pipridae.
GAUUGGGGUGGUUUUUUCCUCUCCCCCCCAAGGUUUCCAGCUUCGGCCACUCUCCCAAUGGAUCCCCCUAUUCCCCGGGAGCGCUGGACGGCGGCGGGAUAAGGUCCCACUACCGGUUCUCCCCCAUCCUCUACAACAACAACACCCACAAGGAUGAGUACAUAACUGAUGUCAAAUCCCUGGACACCUUCCUGAGGAACGAGGAGGAGAAACAGCACAGAGUCCAGCUGGGGAGUUCCGACUCCAGCUCCCCUUCCAGCAGCCCAACCUUCUGGAAUUACAGCCGCUCCAUGGCAGACCACGCCCAGAUCCUGAGGAAAUUCCAGUACCAGCUGGCCUGCAGGUCCCAGGCUCCGUCAGCACACAAGGAUGAGGCAGAUCUGAGCUCCAAACAGGCAGCAGAGGAGGUCUGGGCGCGGGUGACGAUGAACAGGCAGCUCCUGGAUCACAUGGAUUCCUGGACAGCCAAGUUCAGGAAUUGGAUCAACGACACCAUCCUGGUGCCCCUGGUGGAGGAGAUGGAGUCGGUGAGCACCCAGCUGAGGAGGAUGGGCUGCCCCGAGCUGCAGAUCGGAGGUGGGAAUUCCCGGGGUCGGAAUUCCCGGAAUGUUGAACGGG